Messenger RNA from Medioppia subpectinata, 189 nucleotides. Lineage: Eukaryota; Metazoa; Arthropoda; Arachnida; Sarcoptiformes; Oppiidae. The record is from the annotation of a GenBank genome assembly.
UCGGUGGCCUUCAGCCCCGACGGCCGGUUCCUGGCGUCCGGCAGUUUCGAUAAAUGCGUUCACAUUUGGUCGACACAAUCCGGACAAUUGGUUCACUCAUAUAAGGGAACGGGAGGUAUAUUCGAAGUCUGUUGGAACGCCAGAGGAGACAAAGUGGGCGCCAGUGCUUCCGAUGGAUCGGUAUUUUAA